Yamadazyma jaroonii is the source of this 762-nucleotide messenger RNA. Lineage: Eukaryota; Fungi; Ascomycota; Pichiomycetes; Serinales; Debaryomycetaceae. The record is from the annotation of a GenBank genome assembly.
AUGUUUAAGAGAACUGGUUUGAGGAUAACCAAAAGGUUAAUACAUGAUGUACCUAAGUUGAAGGGACAGUAUAAGUACGAAACAUCAGGUAUUGAAGGGUUAUACUCUCCUGAAGGUUUCAAAGGUGCCUGGACUGAUUAUCAAAAGUUUUUAACCAUGAAUUUAACUCUUUUAACUAAUGGUACAGAGAAUGAAUUCAAAAGUCCAUACCAAAUCUUAUUAAAUACUGCCAAACAAACCACAGAACAACACAUUUUCCAUUAUGCUUCACAAGCUCACAACAAUCAUUUCGUUUUCCAACAAUUAACCAAUAAAUCAGAAGCUAGUAAAACUCAACCAUCAAGAAACUUAAUGGGAAGAAUUAAUGAUAUGGGAUUUAAAAAUUUACAAGAACUUUAUGAUCAAAUAGUGAAAUUAUCAGAAACCAUGAAUGGUCAAGGAUGGAUCUUUUUAGUUGAAAACCCCGAUAAAUCAUUAAAACUCAUUCAAUGUAAUAAUGAUGGUACACCUUAUUUCUAUGGAAAAAAUCAAUCCCUCGAUUUGAAUGGAGGAAUUUCUGAACAAACUUAUGAAAAAUACCUUGAAUUAAAGAAUCAAGUAGAAGAAAAUUCCAGAGAUUUCACUUUACCAAUAUUAGGUAUAAAUUUAUGGGAUCAUGCAUAUAUAAAUGAUUAUGGUAUCAAUGGUAGAGAAGAAUACUUGAAAAAUUUGUGGAGUAGCCUUAAUUGGGAUGUUAUUAAUGGUAGAUUAUUCGAAUUAUAA